Gambusia affinis (western mosquitofish) is the source of this 4018-nucleotide messenger RNA. It is a transcript of the gene coq4, whose product is annotated as coenzyme Q4 homolog (S. cerevisiae). The transcript is spliced from 7 exons. The coding region runs from base 106 to 948 and encodes 280 amino acids. Lineage: Eukaryota; Metazoa; Chordata; Actinopteri; Cyprinodontiformes; Poeciliidae. Gene Ontology annotation, cellular component: mitochondrial inner membrane; mitochondrion. The record is from RefSeq and is a predicted model, not a curated record. Gene Ontology annotation, biological process: ubiquinone biosynthetic process.
CCGACAGAGGAGCCAACUCCAACGGACAAAAGAACCGGCAGGCCGAGAAAAUCCUUCUCUAAUGACGCAGCAUCAUCGACGCAUGCGCAAUACGUUUGGAUAACAAUGUGGCAGCGCUUGUCAAAUCCCUUCAUACGGCUCAAUCAAACGCAAAGUUAUUUAACAUCUAAAUGGUUCAAAGCUCUGCUCGCCCACCGACUGUUCACUAGUGGUGCUGAGCUGACCUACAGCUACGAUGGGCUGUACCCUGGACACAUCCAGACCACCUCCUUCCAGAAAGCACUGCUGGCCAUCGGAUCAGGAGUGGCGGCUCUGCAGGACCCCUACAGACACGACAUGGUUGCUGUGCUGGGAGAAACUACAGGACAUUUAGCGCUUAUAAAUCUAAGGGAGCGGAUGAAAAAUGACCCCGAGGGUUACACGAUCCUGACAGAAAGGCCAAGGAUCCGUCUGUCUACACUCGAUCUGGAAAAGAUGGCUUCCCUACCAGAUGAGUCGUUUGGGCGAGAGUAUCUCAGAUUUCUGGAGGACAAUAAAGUGACGCCUGACUCUAGAGCGGAGGUGAAGUUUGUGGACAAUGAGGAGCUAGCUUACAUCAUGCUGAGAUAUAGAGAGGUCCAUGACCUGUUGCACACCUUACUGGGCAUGCCCACUAACAUGCUGGGUGAGGUGGCGGUGAAAUGGUUUGAAGCCGCUCAGACGGGGCUUCCCAUGUGCGCUCUGGGAGCCUUGCUGGGGCCACUUCGGCUGAAUGCAAGUCGUUUACAGUCACUCUUCACAUCUUUGGGCCCCUGGGCCCUGCAGAAUGGCAGGCGGGCCCGCUGCGUUCUCAGCAUCUUUUACGAGAGGCGAUGGGAGCAGAGCCUGGAGGACCUCAGGCGGGAGCUGAACAUCGAGCCACCUCCACUCACACUAAGUGCCUCAAACAAGAGGAGGACACAAAUAUAAACUGAUCAGCAGCCAAAACAAAAAUAUUUGAAGAAUAGCAGUGUGGGAUUUUUGUCUUGUGGGAUGUAAUUAUCCACAGAGGACAUGGGGGAGAGAAUUUUGAUUCUGGGAAACACUGGCUCAUUUAUCUGAUUCACAAAAAGCAUUCAUUGACUCCGUUUUCAACGUGUGGCAUAUUUAAGUUUCUAAUUCCUUCUUAUUGUGUCUUCAUCCUUCAAGAACUUCAGCAGUCAGUUUAGAAUGUGAUUCGUUUGGAGUAGGAAAUACCAAAAAUACACUUCAGAGCCUAAGAAUGGACGGUUCUUUUAGCAAAUAUAAUUUUCACAUUCAUAUAAUGGCCAUUAUUAUCCACAAUCUUAUUUACUAGAACCUGAUAUUAUCUCUCAACAGAGUCUGGUUAAGUGCUUCUCAUUAAACCUGUUUUAACCGAGUGGUUUAUGUAGCGUUGGUGCAGCUGCAUCUGUUUAACCUUUAAACAGUCUUAUCACAAACAUGAAAUAAAAUGGUGAGCAGGAGUUUCACUAUCUGCUUUUUGUUCUGACUAAUAGCACGUACCUAAUAAUGAUCAGUUGGUGUAAAACCACAUAUCCAGGAAAUGAGAGUCCAGGAAGUCUGUGGUUAAUUUACCCAGAAGUUCUGUAGAAAUGAUGCUGAUAUACAGCUGGUCUUUCCCCAAUCGUUUUUUUUAUUUUCUACAGAAAAUAGACGGUGUUUGUCACUGUCCAACAUUAAGUAUGCGAUUACAGAGAAGUAAGCUUGUAGAUUGAAAUAUUAAAAUUUAUGGGUAACUUUUAAAAAUGAACUUUUGACAUAGAGCACAAAUAGUCCAGCAGUUAUUGUUGUAAGAUAUAGUGUGAGUUUGCAACUAAAUUAUGAUUUUAUGUAGAAUGUAAAUAGCCGUGGUAAACAAAACAAAACAAAAAAACAACAUGUGGUUUUAUGUUUUAACAGAAAUCAACUCAAAUUUCUUUGCAAGUAUUGAGUACAAAAAUAUAAACAGCCAACAAGAUCUCCCAGUCCUAUUAGAUAUCAGUACAAAUAAAUAUUAACUGGUUAAGUCCUAAUUAGUGUUACCUAUGAGGGCGACAGUAAAACCUGAUAUAAUCUAUUUUGCAUUAUAUUGAAAGCCAUGACUUCAACAACCAUUUUUUAUUAAAAAAAAAACAAAAAAACAACAGUUUAUCUAGAAUUGGUGAUGACACUAACAAUACAGUAACUUUACGUUUUGGUUUAUACAAUUAUUUUGAAUAUUUGAGAUGAUAAAAUAAAUACACGUGGCACUAAAAACUUGGUUUGUAUUGUGUAUUUUUGUUAGAUUGUAAAGUUUUAAAUGUAAAAAUUUAACUCUUUUAUUUCCAUAAUGGACAUUAUUUGAGGAGAAAUAGCAGUUCACAUUACCGCAAAACCACCAGAACAAGAGUAAGGACCGCAGGUGGAAAUAUAAUAUGAGGAUGUUUUUUACAUGUUGUACUUUAUACAUCUGGGGAAAGAAUAAGAGAAUGAACAAGCAGAGAUUCUUAAAAGGCAUCUAAAGACUAAAAUAAAGUGUGGAUUUUUUUGCCAGACAUCGACCCCAUUGUUCUGAAAACGUAAUUACGAUAAGAAGUCUUUUUUUUUACAUCUUUUUUUUUUUUUUUUAAGUAUAUGUGCAUAUUCUUUGCUGUACCAUUUUAUUUCAUGUAAUUAAUGGACUAACUUGUCUCAUGAAGAUAAUUUGAAGCCACUUGCAUGUGUUAAGCAAAGGAAAACUUUUCAUUAAGCUGUCAUUUCUUCUUUAAAAAUUUGUUAUUUGACUCUGAUCUUAAAAUGUCAUGUUGUCAUUAGCUGUUAGUAGAAAUUAUAAUUAACAGACUUUAAAACAUCAGUCUGUGUAAUCUAAUGUUUUUCACCUAGCAAACGGAGUCACUGAAUUAAACUUUUCAACACUUUUCUAAUUUACUGAAUGUAAAAACUUAUUUUUAAAAUAAAAUUAAAUGCAAAAUACAGUAAAUGUUUAGUGAUUGAAGGUUGGUCACUUUCAGAAUGGGAAAAGAGUGUUUUGACUCUUGAGUAGUUGAACAAAGCAGGAUUUUAUUUCAACCAGGGAAACUUUAAAAACACAGAUCUGUGCACUGUUAUGCAGAAAUCUAAGCAGAACAUAAAAAACCCCCAAAGAACUAUAAUCACAGCUCAUUUAUGUAGGUCUGCACACAGCACAAACACAGUUUCCAAUUUUUGGCUUUUCGACCUCUAAGCAUAUUUUAGUCUGCCUCUAUAUAUAGUUCCUACUGAAAAUCCCCUUCACAGUCAACAUGGGUACCAGGAUACAGGGUGUCAUCACAAAGAACAGUUUUCUCCAGGAACACUUGGAUAUCCACUCCUUGAUUGGACCAGCAUGGCACUAUCCCAGCCUGACACGAGGCUUCAGGUUUUACUGUUAUGAAAACAGAUAGUGUCUCCUGGAAGCAGUCUGACGUCUGUUUUUGGUUCCUCCUAACACUCCCUGUGCAUAACUCAGGCUAACCUCAAUGAAUCACAUGAAGGACCGAGCAUGUAGAAUAAUAAUGGACAUAAAAUAUACACAAAUAUAUGAAAUGAACUUGUAUCUUGUGAUGAAAAUGUUCUUUAGGGGGUCCAAGUUGGUGUAUGUGAAGAGGUUUUUUUUCUGUAUUGAUACUGGGUUAUAGGAAUAUAAGAUUGUAUGUUACAGAACAUUUAUUUUUAAUGUUUUGAUAUUUCCUUUUUUUCAUCUUGAACUUUUAUUAGGCAACAUAUUAUCUCAUGAAUGUACCUGCAGUAUAUAUGUUCUGUAUUGUUCUUUUUUACAGUGUUCUUUGCGUGUUCUUGUGUCACUAAGUGAAGAUAGAAAUUACCUCUGAGAACUACAAUCUGGUAUAAAAUACAUUUUCCUUUGAGAUUAAUGCUUCUGUUCAUGAUCCCUGUUCAAUAAAAGAAACAGACAGUAAGGUUUUACACACUCUUCCUGAUUUAAAAUGCGUUAUGAGCAUGUCAUUUUAGACAAGUUUUAUGUUAAAAUAUUUUACAGUUUCAUCAGACAAUAUAUGGAUAUAAAGUUGUAGUGCUAAGACAA